Molecule: messenger RNA, 3009 nt
Organism: Candida tropicalis MYA-3404
Lineage: Eukaryota; Fungi; Ascomycota; Pichiomycetes; Serinales; Debaryomycetaceae
Exons: 1
Coding region: 1-3009 (1002 amino acids)
Source: RefSeq, a predicted model, not a curated record
AUGACAAGUUAUGAGACAAAUAAUACUAACAACAACAACGAUUACGAUACAGAGGAGUCGAUGGAUAGUUUUGAUGAAGGGACACCAUUGUUGAUUGGCGGUUUCCACAUAAGGUCAAAUGAUUCAAUGCCUCGAUGUAUAGUCAACCGACAGAAUUCCGUUAUUUUAGCACAUACUGGUGAAAGAGUACAUCGAUCAAUUACAUUUACCACUCCUAAUGAUACAUCUAUGGAUUCGGGUCCCUCAACUACAAUAAUGCCAGGUAGGAGCACUUGGCUAUAUCAGAAUGUAAUUAAUCCUUUGAAAAAAGUGUAUUUCAAUGACAUAUUCAGAAAUGUAUUUAAAUGUUCAAUGGCAUAUUUUUUAGCAUCUUUGGGUGUGUAUUAUACUCCAUUUGAUGAAUGGCUUGGUAAUACUGAUUCCAAACAUGUCACGGCAACAGUUGCAGUGUAUUUCCAUCCAGCAAGAACCAAAGGCUCGAUGACUCAAACAUUAAUGUUUGUUGCUAUUUCGAUAGUUUACAGUUUCACAGUUUCAUUUGGAUGUCGAUUUAUCUCGGCAUAUUUCUACAGAGAAGGGGAAGAUGAAUUGAGUCAUCUUAUAGAUUUGGUUAUUAGUUCAAUUGCAUUAGGAGUGAUAUCAUUUAUGAAGCAGAAGGUUAACAAAUUGACUUUUAAUACUGCAUGUUCAUUGGCUUGUAUUUCUAUUGUUGCAUGUAUUGUGAAGGAAGGAAGUACAAACUCUAGUAGUAUCCCCUUGGGAAGAAUAGAAUCUACUUUUCAGGUGGUUGUUACUGGGUGUCUUAUUACAGUUGGAUGUUGUUAUUUGAUAUGGCCCCAGAGUGCUGUCAAGGAAUUACAGACAACUUUAAAUUCUUCAUAUAAUCUAUUCUCACAAGUUAUAUCCAUUUUGGUAAGAAGAUUUGUUGCUGGUGAACAAUUCACAGCCAAGGACACUGAAAUGAUUGAAAAACUAAAGAGUAAUAUUCAUUCGUUAACAAGAUACCUUGAAGAAGCUCAAUACGAGUUGUACGUAACUGGGAAAGAAAAAGAAUGGAAAUUUUUUCAGAAAUUGGUAAAUUCAACCAUUUCAUUGGCAAGACAUUUGCAAGCAUUAAGUGCAGCAACAAGAAUCCAGUCUACUUUGUUGCAUGAAAAUCAUCAUGCACUUAGUGGUACCCCAAGUUUCAGAAGUUUUAGCACGGAAGAUAUCAGACCUACUGCAUCAGUGGAAAAUAUGGCGCAUACAAUGCCACAAUCUGUAAAUGAGGUACAUAACUCGUUACAACUUUUUGAUUUAUUUGUGUACUAUCUUGCUCCAUCAAUCAAAUCAUUGGUAUUCACUAUAAAAGGAGUAUUAUCUGAAGUUCCAUUUGAAAAUUUCAGUAGUGAAAACCCCAACCAGUUUGCUUCAACUACUACACUACAGUACUCAUUAGAUACAGCAAUUAAAUUAUUUGAAGAGAAACAGGAUGAAUCAUUUAACAAACUAUACAGUCAAAAGAUUUUCUCUCAGAAUUCUGAAUUUGAUUUCAGAGCUGAUCAAGAAGAAGUUGCAGCUUGUUGUGGGAAUUUUGCUUCGUUACUUUCCCAAUUUGCCAGUGAAUUACUUCAGUUUAUAAAGCUUUCUGAACAGUACGAUGAAAUAAGUUCAAGCCCCAGGUCUUUCAGUUGGUUGAAAUGGUGGAACAAGAAACACAAACCAAUCAAACGUGUGCAGAAUAGUCUUCAUGCAGCGUUGGAUGAUUUAAGGGGACAAUAUGGGUUAAAUCCACCAAGAAGACAAGACAAUGAACCAUUGAUGCGAAGGUUGAGUUAUAAGCUUUGGAAAUUGUUGAAAGUUUUCAAACGAACUGAUGUGCAAUUUGGUAUUAGAGUUGGGUUGGGUGCUGCCUGUAUUGCUGUAUUUGCAUAUAUCCCAACGACCAAAGAUUUCUUCAGUACUUGGAGAUUAGAAUGGGCGUUGACUAUUUAUUGUAUUAUGAUGAACAAAUCACUUGGUGGUACUACCAUGACGGUAAAAUGGAGAAUUAUCGGUACAUUCUUGGGAGCAUUCACAUCAUUUGCAGUAUGGAAUAUAACCGAUGCUAAUGUUUAUGCAUUAUGUGGUACUGGUAUAUUGAUAUCCAUUCCAUCCUUUUAUAUCAUUAUGUUUUGGAAGAAGAAUAAUGCUUUCGGGAGAUUUAUUCUUUUGACAUACAACUUGACUGCAUUGUACUCUUACAGUAUGGUACAGAAAGAUUCAGAAGAUGAUCAUGAAGGAGGUGACAAUCCUAUUAUUGGACAAAUUGCAUCUCAUCGAUUUAUUGCGGUAUCAAUAGGUAUAGUGUGGGCAUUAAUCAUGGCCACUUGGUUUUUGCCGAAUAGUGCCAGGGUUAGAUUAAAAAAUGGGUUAUCUGUAUUGUGGUUGAGAUUGGGUGUUAUGUGGAACAGUGAUCCAUUAGAGUAUGAUUCAGAAACUAAACAAUUAGUAGGAUUCAAAGCAGAAGAAGGUACCAACAAACUACUUGCAGAAUUAGAAACUUUGUUGAAGCAGGCUCCAGUUGAGUUUAGACUCAAGGGUGUUUUCCCUGCUUCCACAUAUUCCAAACUUAUAAAGGACACAUCUGCCAUUAUAGAUGCAUUCCAAAAUCUUGAUUUGUUAAUUAAAGUUGACCCAACUUUGAGUAAUAGUGAGGAAUUUGUGAUUAAAUACAUCGAAGUAGAACGAGAGGAAGUUGAACAAAGAAUCUUUUUGGUGUUUUAUAUGCUUGCCAGUGCAAUGAAAUUGGGACUUCCUAUACCGAAUAAACCUGCUUCUAUUGAGCAUGCUAAGGAUCGAAUGUUGUAUAAAUUGAGUGAUGUUAGACGCCAACAGGAUAAUGGACUAGUGUUGAAAAAUGCAGAUUUCAUCUUGUUGUAUUCAUACAUUUUGGUUGCUACCACAAUCAGUGAACAAUUAGAUAAGAUUAUGAUUCAAAUUAAAGAAUUAUUAGGGGAAAUUAAUGAAGAAAAGUUUCAACUUGUGUAG